Molecule: messenger RNA, 2990 nt
Organism: Gallus gallus (chicken)
Lineage: Eukaryota; Metazoa; Chordata; Aves; Galliformes; Phasianidae
Gene: ANKRD40
Product: ankyrin repeat domain 40
Exons: 5
Coding region: 35-1090 (351 amino acids)
Molecular function (GO): protein binding
Source: RefSeq, marked validated
GCGGCCCGGCGGCGCUCCCGGCCCGGCCGCGGGGAUGGAGGCGAAGGAGCUGCAGGAGCGGCUGCGGGAGGCGGCGGCGCUGGGGGACGCCGAGGAGGUGCGGCGGCUGCUGGCGCUCGGCGUCAGCCCCAACGCGCAGAACGAAGUCAACGGGUGGACGUGCCUGCACUGGGCCUGCAAGCGGAACCACGCGGCUGUGGUGGCCCAGCUGCUGCUCGGCGGCGCGGAUAAGGAGAUCCUCAGCAGGAAGGGGGAGCGGCCGGCCCAGCUGACGUCCCGCAGGGAGAUCCGCAGGAUGCUGGGAGUGGAAGAGGACGAACUCCCAGACGUAACAAGCAGUUCGGAGCUGCCCAUCAUCCCUAACUACCUGGCUAACCCACCUUUCCCGUACGUUUAUAACUCCAUGAGCAGCAGCCUCCCAGAGCCCCCAGUCAAUGGCAGCGCGUCCCACGGGGAACGGCAGAGCUCGGCCUCCUCCCUGCUGCCCGCUGCAGAGCUGUGUGUGCGGGCAUCGGCGCGCUGUGAGGACGCGGCUCCCACCGCGGGUGAUGGAGCGCUGCCGGCUGUGCCCGGCGGCUGUGCCGGGCUGCGGUGCUCCGGGGCCGCGGCUCAGAGCGCGCUGUUCCAGGCGUCGUGGGGCAGAGCUCCUCCUUCCCCCGCCGGACCACAGCAGCCCGGAGCUCCGCUGGGGAGCGGCUCCUGCACGGGGCCCGUGCCGACCUUCCAGCCCGUGUUCUUCACAGGAGCUUUUCCGCUUAAUAUGCAAGAACUGGUCCUUAAAGUUAGAAUACAAAACCCUAGUCUUAAAGAAAAUGACUUCAUUGAAAUUGAGCUGGACAGACAAGAGCUGACCUAUAAGGAACUGCUCCGAGUGAGUUGCCGUGAGCUGGGUGUUAACCCUGAACACGUACAGAAGAUCAGAAAAUUACCAAACACAAUUCUAAGAAAGGACAAAGAUGUGGCAAGGCUACAGGAUUUCCAAGAACUGGAACUUGUUCUGACAGUAAGCGACAAACACUUCCCUUUCAGAGCUCCAGCACUUUCCGAACAGAGUGGUUAUAACAAGAAGGCAUCAGAACUGACCUAUUAAUUGUUUAAUGAAUAAGACAAACUAUUUCUAUCUCUCAUUUUAAAACUACAUUUGAAAUACAGUAUCUAUAAGGGCUAAUGAUGUGAAAAAAAUCUAUUUUGUUAACUUUGAAAUAAACUGAAGCUGUUCUGCACUAAAGAUGGCAGCCUCUAGUUAAUGUGAAAGUACUCGGUCUGAUGUGAGAGCAGCUCACGCACGGGAGGUAUUGCUGAGUCCCCAUUCGUGCUCCUUACGGACCAUCAUCCUGCAAUGGGGCGGCUCGCAGGGAGGGGCGUCCCUCCACCUGUGCUACCAGGCGGUGUGCUGCAAUACAGCACAGGUUCUCAUGUUAAAAAACCCUCCACGAAACCCAUUUACUGUCUGACCUGAGUCUGUCACCAUUGCUGCUCGCUUUCCAGAGCAUGUCUGUAGUCAGAUCAAACCAGAAGGGUUCUAAAUCUGUGGAAGAAGCACAAAGAUGUGUUGUUUCAAUACUGUUAAGUGAUGUACUGCCUGUUAUUUCUUAAUACCUCUCUGCACCUUUCCCUAUUUCUCAGGUCAAAAGCGAUGUGAUAAUAAUCACCCAAAUCAUAAAUAUGCUCUUCUCCAAAAUCACAGACCCAUUUUCUCAUUGUCUUGUCAGGGUAUGGCACUGACACGUGCAAUUCAACCUACUGCUUUUGUUAUGUAUUGGAAACACAUCUGUCCAACGCUGCUUUACUUUCCCUUUAAAAGCACAACAGUUGUAAUUCUAUUGUCCUUUUUUGCCUACAUUCCUGACAAAGGCCUCAUCCGGAAACUUUAAGCUUGCCCACGUAAGCAGAGGUCAGUGGAAGGCCCGGCCCGGCCUGAGCUCACACUGAAACCGUGAUGUUGCUCUGCAGCGUGGCUUUCUUCCCCAGCGAGCUGUUCCUACCUUUGUUGGAAGGAAAAACAAAGCCAAAAGAACGCUUUCCUGCUCCGUAGAGAUGAGAAGCAGACUGCCUGGUGCGACGCUCCCUCAGAGGAAUAAAUACAGCGAGGAGUGGUUAAGACAGCAGCGAGCUGCAUUUUGUCUCACUUUUGUGGACGUUACUAUUUUCUUGGUUUUCUGCUUCUGGUGUAGAGUUGUGUUCUGGUAGCACAGCUGCACAAACACGUCCUGCCAAUGGGAUGAAGGAGGUGAAGCAUCAACGUAGCAGGCAAACAACGCACCCAGGCGGACUGCGCCUCCCCUGCCGCUUUGUUCCCUUCUGUCCCCAUUUUCUUUGGAAACUGCAGCAACCGACGGACCCAUCUCUGCACGCGGAGAUCACAGCCCGUGAUCUGUGACACUGUGACCGCACACACCCUGCGGUACGGGGCUGGCAGCAGCGCCGCGUGAGGAGGGAACCACCCAAAGCAGCGGGAGGAGCUGAGGUGCAAAAUGCAUCCCGAACUUCCCCACCACCUCCCCCGCGAGAUGCCUCCCUCGGGCCGCAGUCAGUGGUCCGCCGCCGCCUCUGUGCGAGAUGGGGACAGGAGGAGGCGGAGCUCCCGGCCGUGUCGGACCCUUCCAGCCCUGCAGGACAGCCGCGGGUUCGGUGUGGGCUCUCCACGCGGCAGCUCAGCCCGUGGGGGUACGGAGCGGUUGGAGCUCCUGGAGCAAAGCCCACCCGCAGGGCUGGAGCCCUCCUGCCCACACCUGCGGUCACACGUGGGCGCAUGCAGACAGCAGAUAACCGUGCACUCAGAGAGUAUUUUUACACAUAUGCAGUUUAUACGUAGAAGAUAUUAUUAAUGCUGCUGACCAAAUCUGAUCAGCGUCCAGCCGUGACGUUCUGUGUAUGAUAAGUAAUUCGUUGCUCUGUUAGUUUCAAAUGGACGCUUGGCUGCAGAUUCGUUUCGAUUUCUGAAGUAUCAUUUGUAACGAUUAAUAAACAAUUAUUUUUGUCUUCUCAAA